Penicillium verhagenii is the source of this 1341-nucleotide messenger RNA. RefSeq lists its product as uncharacterized. The transcript has 4 exons. Lineage: Eukaryota; Fungi; Ascomycota; Eurotiomycetes; Eurotiales; Aspergillaceae. The record is from RefSeq and is a predicted model, not a curated record. Gene Ontology annotation, molecular function: oxidoreductase activity, acting on the CH-CH group of donors; flavin adenine dinucleotide binding. Bases 1 to 1341 code for a protein of 446 amino acids.
AUGUCUGCCUCCGCACGAAUUCCUCCCAUCGCCCUGCCCUUCGUUAGCGAGCGGGCCAGAAAGACUCUCGACCUGGUCGAAGAGUUCGUCGAGAAAGAAUGUGUCCCUGCCGAGGCUGUCUUCUCCGCCCAGCUUGGCGAGGGCGAGCAGCGAUGGAAGACCACACCCGUCGUCAUGGAGCAGCUGAAGGAGAAGGCUAAGAAGCUGGGUCUGUGGAAUAUGUUCCUGGCCAAGAGCCAUUUCAAGCAGGGCGCUGGAUACAGUAACCUGGAGUAUGGAUUGAUGGCCGAGUUGCUGGGAAAGAGCAAGAUUGCCUCCGAGGCCACCAAUAACGCUGCCCCCGACACCGGUAACAUGGAGGUGCUGGCCAAGUACGGCAACGAGGCCCAGAAGCAGCAGUGGCUGGCUCCCCUGCUGGAGGGCAAGAUUCGCUCUGCAUUCCUUAUGACAGAGCCAGAUGUUGCAUCAAGUGAUGCGACCAACAUCGAGCUCAGCAUCCGCCGCGAAGGCAGCGAAUACGUGCUCAACGGCUCCAAAUGGUGGUCCUCCGGCGCCGGCGACCCCCGCUGCAAGAUCUACCUCGUAAUGGGCAAAUCCGACCCCUCAAACCCCGACACCUACAAGCAACAAUCCGUCGUCCUGGUACCAGCCGGUCUCCCCGGCAUCUCCGUCAACCGCAUGCUCCACGUCUACGGCUACGACGACGCGCCCCACGGCCACGGCCACAUCACAUUCACGAACGUCCGCGUCCCCAUCUCCAGCAUGGUCCUCGGCGAAGGCCGCGGCUUCGAAAUCAUCCAGGGCCGUCUCGGACCCGGCCGUAUCCACCACUGCAUGCGCACGAUCGGCGCAGCUGAGAAGGCUCUCGAGUGGCUCAUUGCGCGCGUCAACGACGAGCGCAAGAAGACCUUCGGCCAGGCUCUAUCCUCGCACGGCGUGAUCCUGGAGUGGAUUGCCAAGUCCCGGAUUGAGGUCGAUGCUGCGCGGUUGGUUGUGCUUAACGCGGCUAUCAAGAUUGAUCAGGGCGAUGCGAAGGCCGCGCUGAAGGAGAUUGCUGAGGCCAAGGUGCUUGUGCCGCAGACUGCGUUGACGAUUAUUGAUCGGGCGGUGCAGGCUUAUGGUGCUGCGGGUGUGUGUCAGGAUACGCCGCUGGCGUACUUGUGGGCGGGGAUUCGCACGUUGCGCAUUGCUGAUGGGCCGGAUGAGGUGCAUUUGCAGCAGCUGGGUAAGAGGGAGAAUAAGACGCGCAAGGAUGCUGUUACUGCUAAGUUGAAGUGGCAGCAGCAGGAGUCGGAUCGGUUGCUUAUUGCUUCUGGGUUCAAGGCGAAGAGUCACCUGUAG